CCGCUGCUGCGGGACAACCCCCGCCGCUUCGUCAUCUUCCCCAUCCAGUACCACGAUAUCUGGCAGAUGUACAAGAAGGCCGAGGCUUCCUUCUGGACGGCGGAGGAGGUGGACCUUUCCAAAGACAUCCAGCACUGGGAGUCCCUGAAGCCUGAGGAGAAGUAUUUCAUUUCUCAUGUCCUCGCCUUCUUUGCUGCCAGCGACGGCAUUGUCAAUGAAAACUUGGUGGAGCGCUUCAGUCAAGAAGUACAAGUCACAGAAGCUCGUUGUUUCUAUGGUUUCCAGAUUGCCAUGGAAAACAUACAUUCAGAAAUGUACAGUCUUCUUAUUGACACCUACAUUAAAGAUUCUAAAGAGAGGGAAUUUCUUUUUAAUGCUAUUGAAACAUUACCAUGUGUUAAAAAGAAGGCUGACUGGGCCAUGUGCUGGAUUGGGGACAAGAAAGCAACAUAUGGAGAACGUGUAGUAGCUUUUGCAGCAGUGGAAGGAAUCUUCUUUUCUGGCUCUUUUGCAUCUAUUUUUUGGCUGAAGAAAAGAGGAUUAAUGCCUGGACUCACUUUUUCUAAUGAACUUAUCAGCAGAGAUGAGGGCUUGCACUGUGAUUUUGCUUGCCUCAUGUUCAAGCACUUGAUACACAAACCAUCAGAGGAGAGAGUGAAGGAAAUCAUCAUGAAUGCUGUUCUCAUAGAACAGGAAUUCUUGACAGAGGCACUCCCUGUGAAGCUGAUUGGCAUGAACUGCACUUUAAUGAAACAAUACAUUGAGUUUGUAGCAGACCGGCUUAUGUUGGAACUGGGAUUUAAAAAGAUCUACAAAGCAGAGAAUCCUUUUGACUUCAUGGAGAACAUCUCUCUGGAAGGCAAGACCAAUUUCUUUGAGAAGCGUGUGGGUGAAUAUCAGAGGAUGGGAGUCAUGUCGAAGCCCACAGACAACUCCUUCACGCUGGAUGCGGAAUUUUAACUGGGACCACAUGAGUUAGUGUGGAUGCUCCCCGGCUUGCUGGGAAACAUGAAAGAUACUGAGUCAGUGUGACUUGAUUCCUGCAUGAAAGUCCCACUCUUGAAAAGUGUGGUGAUGCACUGAUACUUUCUGGGAGGCUAGUGUAGCUCCAGCAGUAAAAUCCCUUUUAGAUUUUGCCAAGGGUGUUAAUUCAUAGAAUGCUUAGAUGUAUCUCUUGCAACAUAUGCUACUCCAUUUUGUG
This is a messenger RNA of Merops nubicus (carmine bee-eater), 1201 nucleotides long. Its product is annotated as ribonucleoside-diphosphate reductase subunit M2. The record is from RefSeq and is a predicted model, not a curated record. The transcript is spliced from 8 exons. Gene Ontology annotation, cellular component: cytosol. Gene Ontology annotation, molecular function: ribonucleoside-diphosphate reductase activity, thioredoxin disulfide as acceptor. NCBI's taxonomy places the organism in Eukaryota, Metazoa, Chordata, Aves, Coraciiformes, Meropidae. Gene Ontology annotation, biological process: deoxyribonucleotide biosynthetic process. Bases 67 to 960 code for a protein of 297 amino acids.